UGGCGAGGCAGGGAGUCGGGCUGGCGGCUGGCUGAAGGGAGCCUGGGCGCGAGGGGCAGGAGGGAAGCGGCGGCGGCAGCGGCUGGGGGAACUACGGGAGCCUCUCCCGACUGCAGCAGGUCCCCUCCUCCUCCUCCUCCUCUCGCCUCGUACCUGUUCCCCCGGCUCCUCUCGCCGCGCCGCCUCUCUCCCCGCUGCAAUGGGCUGUCGGCGAGGCAGGAUGCUGUGAGCUCCAUGUGAGGAGGACGCGAGAGAGACGGAUGCAAUGAUUGGAAAGAUCUUCAGCCUGGAGAAGUCAUUUUAAGGAAUUCGUUGCCUUUUGGAAGAAUGCUGUGAAGCAGCUUGCCAACAACAGCAACUGGAAAUAGAGGUUGAAUAACCCACUUAAGUGUGAUUAAUUUCGUAUUAAGUAGUACCUCACAUUAAAAUAAAAAUGUAUGGAAGUGCAAGAACAAUCAGUAACUUGGAAGGCAGUCCUGCCAGAUCCCCUCGCUUGCCAAGAUCUCCUCGGCUGGGCCAUAGGCGAACAAGUAGUGGAGGAGGUGGAGGGACAGGUAAGACGUUAUCAAUGGAGAAUAUCCAGUCACUUAAUGCCGCCUAUGCAACAUCCGGACCAAUGUACCUGAGUGACCAUGAAGGUGUGGCGUCCACUACUUUCCCCAAGGGCACAAUGACUCUUGGAAGGGCUACAAAUCGAGCUGUGUACGGUGGUCGAGUGACAGCUAUGGGGAGCAGUCCUAAUAUUGCUUCCGCUGGCCUUUCCCACUCCGACCUUCUUUCUUACACUGAUCAGCAUGGGGGGCUGACCACUUCUGCACAUCACCAUCACCACCAGAUACCUUCUAUGUUGAGACAGGUAAGGGAUAGCACCAUGCUAGAUCUACAAGCUCAGCUUAAGGAGUUGCAGAGAGAGAAUGACUUGCUGAGGAAAGAACUGGACAUUAAAGAUAGCAAGCUUGGCUCUUCCAUGAAUAGCAUCAAGACCUUCUGGAGCCCUGAGCUCAAAAAGGAAAGAGUGCUGCGGAAAGAAGAAGCGGCCAGAAUGUCCGUUCUGAAAGAGCAGAUGAGGGUUUCUCAUGAGGAGAACCAGCACCUUCAGCUAACUAUUCAGGCACUCCAAGAUGAGCUUCGGACCCAGAGAGACCUUAACCAUCUCCUUCAACAAGAAAGUGGAAACCGUGGUGCUGAGCAUUUCACCAUUGAGCUUACGGAGGAGAACUUUCGGAGGCUUCAAGCUGAGCACGACAGGCAGGCGAAAGAGCUGUUUCUCUUGAGGAAAACCUUGGAAGAAAUGGAGCUGAGAAUUGAAACCCAGAAACAGACCCUGAAUGCCAGAGAUGAAUCCAUCAAAAAGCUCUUAGAAAUGUUGCAGAGCAAAGGCUUGCCGUCCAAAGGGAUGGACGAUGACAACGAACGGACGCGAAGGAUGGCUGAGGCUGAAUCUCAGGUUAAUCAUUUAGAGGUGAUUUUAGACCAGAAAGAGAAGGAGAACAUCCAUCUUAGAGAGGAACUGCACAGAAGGACCCAGCUUCAGCCUGAGCCAGCGAAGACGAAAGCUCUUCAGACCGUCAUAGAAAUGAAGGACACAAAAAUAGCUUCACUAGAACGUAAUAUCAGAGACCUUGAAGAUGAAAUACAGAUGUUGAAGACUAAUGGAGUUCUGAACACAGAAGAUCGAGAAGAAGAAAUCAAACAAAUAGAAGUUUACAAGAGUCACUCAAAGUUCAUGAAAAACAAGAUUGACCAGUUGAAGCAGGAGCUUUCAAAGAAAGAAUCAGAACUUCUUGCCUUACAAACUAAGCUUGAAACCCUUAGCAAUCAGAAUUCAGAUUGCAAGCAACACAUUGAAGUGCUUAAAGAGUCACUUACUGCCAAAGAACAGAGAGCUGCCAUACUUCAGACAGAGGUUGAUGCCUUGAGAUUACGUUUAGAAGAAAAAGAAAGUUUUCUUAAUAAAAAAACCAAACAACUGCAAGACCUCACAGAAGAAAAGGGAACUCUGGCUGGAGAAAUUCGAGAUAUGAAAGACAUGUUAGAAGUCAAAGAAAGAAAAAUCAAUGUUCUUCAAAAAAAGAUUGAAAAUCUUCAGGAGCAACUUAGGGAUAAAGACAAACAGCUAACCAAUUUGAAAGACAGAGUGAAGUCGUUGCAGACUGAUUCCAGUAACACAGACACGGCUCUAGCAACAUUGGAAGAAGCUCUAUCAGAGAAGGAGAGAAUUAUAGAGCGAUUAAAGGAGCAGAGGGAAAGAGAUGACCGUGAAAGGAUUGAAGAAAUUGAAUCCUUUAAAAAAGAAAACAAAGACCUGAAGGAAAAAGUUAAUGCUUUGCAAGCAGAGCUAACAGAAAAAGAGUCUAGCUUAAUUGACCUCAAAGAACAUGCAUCGUCAUUGGCUUCGGCUGGACUGAAAAGAGACUCCAAGUUAAAGUCUUUAGAAAUAGCCAUAGAGCAAAAGAAGGAGGAGUGUAGUAAGCUAGAAGCACAACUGAAAAAGGCUCAUGAAGCUGAGGAGGAGGCCCGAAUGAACCCUGAAUUUGCUGACAGGAUGAAACAGCUUGACAAAGAGGCAGCCUACUAUAGAGACGAAUGUGGCAAAGCUCAAGCUGAGGUUGACAGACUUCUAGAAAUCCUCAAGGAAGUAGAGAAUGAAAAAAAUGACAAAGAUAAGAAAAUUGCUGAAUUAGAAAGCUUGACUUCCAGACAUAUGAAGGACCAAAACAAGAAGGUGGCAAACCUGAAGCACAAUCAACAAAUGGAAAAGAAGAAGAAUGCCCAGUUGCUAGAAGAAGUUCGUAGACGUGAAGAUAAUAUGACAGACAACUCUCAGCAUUUGCAGUUAGAAGAACUAAGGAAUGCCCUGGAUAAGACCAGACAAGAACUGGAUGCUACCAAAGCACGGCUUGCCUCAACGCAACAGUCUCUGGGUGAGAAAGAAGCACAUCUAGCCAAUUUAAGAAUAGAACGGAGAAAACAGUUAGAAGAGAUACUGGAAAUGAAACAGGAAGCACUCCUUGCUGCCAUCAGUGAAAAAGAUGCAAAUAUUGCCUUGCUUGAACUGUCUGCUUCAAAGAAAAAGAAAACUCAAGAAGAAGUGAUGGCUUUGAAAAGAGAAAAAGACAGAUUAGUCCAUCAGUUAAAACAACAGACGCAGAACAGGAUGAAGCUGAUGGCAGACAACUAUGAUGAUGACCAUCACCACUACCACCACCAUCACCACCACCACCAUCACAGAUCUCCUGGGAGGACACAGCACUCCAACCACAGACCCUCUCCAGAACAGAUGAUCCAGUCACUGUUGGAGGCACAUUGCCACAGCAAAAUCUCAUGCUGUACAUUGAUCACCUGUCCAACCUUUGCCUAGAGUGUGAUCCCCAGUUCCUUCAAGAGAUCCAACUUUACCUGUCUAUAAAGAAGAUGAGGAGGGAGACAUCUGGGAUAACCAAGCAUCAGAGCAUUAACACCAGAGCAGUUAUCAAGAGGAGCUGGAGAAAGAAGCAAACGCAAGGCAGCACUGCAGGACAAUGAGAGACGAGAGAGAAGAGGAUGAUUUGCUGCAGUGGGGAUCUGAAUGCAGUCACCACUCUUGGAGCUCCACCCCCAAAAGAUCACAGAAGUGGGCGGGGCACAUGAAGGUUGCCAUCAAACAAUAAGCUGCACAAACGGGUGUCCUUCUCCAUUAUUUCUUGUAAUACGUUACGAAGUCAGAUACUUUGGAAAACAAUUAAGGGGACUUGAUUGGGAAUUAGAAGAACUUCAUUUCCUUUAACGGGGUCGUAUGAAUUAUUCCAGAAAUAUUUUUUUAAAAAAGAAAACUGAGUUACCAUCUGUUCUGAACAUUACUAAAUGAAGUUAAUUAAAGUGGGAUCUUUAAUUUGACAGAUUUGUAUUAAUUUUAAUCUGUAGUUGAGGUUCCAUUAGCUGCAGUAUCGUUGUCUGCUGUUUCUGGUUAGUUUCUUCUAAAGUAUCACUUCUAAAGCACUAGAUUAUUACAGGGACUAGCAAGCUGUUUCAUAAUGGUGUCGGCAUUAGUCAUACCCCCAGUAACGUGGGCUUUUCAGGGUAAUAAAAACAAAGUCUUUGCCCUCCUCUGUUUCUUUACUGUUACUCAAGCCAUUUUGAUAAUGCAACCAAUAUUAAGCUCUGGGCCAGGUUGGAAAUGAAAUCAAUUUUUACUACUAAUAUCUGUUGGCGUAUGAAAAUAUGGUGUGUGUCUCUGACAAUGCAUGGGGCAUCUAACAGUGCAAUCCUAUACAUAUCUAGUCAGAAGUAAGUCCCAUAGAGUUCAGUGGGGCUUACUCCCAGGUAACUGUGUAGGACUGCAGCCUAAAACGAUUAGCAAUUAUUUGUAUACAGUGGUUGAUGUAUGUCUGGAAGAUAAAAGCUUGACGCAAGAAUCUAUACUUGUAUACGAGCGUCUAUGAAGAUGCAUCAAACUUUUAUCAUCCAGAUGCACAACAGUAUUUAAUAUAAAAGCUGGGACUCUUGAUUUUUUUUCUAAUUCAAAAGAAUGUUGUGAUUAUUAAAUAUAUGCAUUGGGUCUCCUUUAUGGUAAGGGACCCUUCCUCAUUGUUUUCUGAACAGGGAAACAAUACGUACCAUGGUUUAUAAUGUAUUUUAGAUGUUAAACAAAGAAGCAUCGAUGAACGAAUAGAUAAUUGAAAAUUAUCUCUAUCAUCCAGCAAAAUAUAAUAAAUGUGAACAUGUUAAAAACACAUGCCAGGGGAAUAGACAGGUGUGUGGGGAGAGCCCUGGAGCUAUUAUGUAUAGUGACAGACUAUUAUUGAUGUUGAACUAUCUGCUGUUUCCCCAAAGUAAGGGUCUUCCCUUAGUGAGCAUUUUCGUUCCAUCUGGCAUACGUGCUCAUAACAAGAGCUCAGUCCUGUGACUGGCAUAUCUUUUUGUCAGUGAGAGGGGCACUUACAGGCUUGUAAGUGGAUAUUGACUUAUCUGCACUUCUUAGAAGCAAACAACAUGUGCAAUCCACCAGACACCUUCUGUUAUGAAACCUCCAUUCAUUUUAAUAAGAUGUGAGCUGGGCUUUGUUGAAAUGAAUGGAUGUCGUGGAGCAGAAAUGCUAGGUGGAUUGGCCUUCCCCCAUAAAAUUAAACAUGUGUGGCCUUAAUUCUUGGUACUUUCUUUCUUUCUUUCUUUCUUUCUUUCUUUCUUUCUUUCUUUCGUUCUUUCUUUGCUGCUGUGGAAAAAAACAGUUUUUGAACAGGAUAUUCAUAAAAUCUUGCACUUAAUUUAGAAAUAUAUCAUUAUUUUUGAAUGGUUGGUGCAAUUAAUCUUGAUCAUCCAGUAUGAGCCAUACAUAUGAACCCCCUGGAAAUUAUUAUUUCCCUAGAAAAGAGUAAUUUAUUAGUUGGUUGCACCAUCGUUCUCGAUGAAAUUGAAGAGCCAGUGAAUGCAAGCAGAAUUUCUGCUCAAUGUUAAUUCAAUUCAAUACAUGGAAUAAUAAAUCUGUAUAAAAUAUGUAUAGCAUAGAUUAUCCAUAUUCAUUUAUAUUUUAAAAGUUUGUCCUUUGACUUUCAAUGGGGUUUUGAACCUUGGGUUUGUUUGUUUGAUUGUUUUGUUUGUUUGUUCAUUUUAAAAUGGAAAGCUCCUGGGAGUUUCUUUAGCACAUAUGACAAAUGUUGCACUUGUGAACUUGGACAACAAAACGUGUUACUUUUGACAAAGUUGUUGUCCUAGUAAGGGAUGGCUGUCUGGGCACAGUCCACUGGGAUGUUCUUUUGCACAAUCUCCAUUGAACUGAAAGGAGGAAGACUAGGAUAUGAGCUGUUGCAGAGCUCCCAUUCUUUCCAUCGGGGCUUGUGCAAGAGAGCUUUGCGGAAGAUUGUGCCUUCUGUGUCUCUUACAGUCAGGUCUUUACCUUAAUUCUGCAACUGAAUACUUGAAGUAGGAAAUAAACUAGGGAAACAUAGGGUCCUUAAAAACAAAACUGUAUAGUUAGAUAUUUAUAUGUAUGUGCCAAUUUUGUCACAGAUAUUAUUUUGGGGGCAUUUUUGUUUUAUUUUUGCUCCUUUCAUGUUGGUAAGAGCAUUGAACCUAACUUUUAUCAAAGCCUAAGACUUAGCCUCUACAGAAGAAAAUUUUGUCUAACAUUGCUUUUUCCCAUUUCACAUGAUAUAUACUAUGAUGUUUGGCGGGGGAAUCUUUUCAUACACUAAAAUAGAAUCUCGGGGUUUACAAUAAACACUGUGAUGUUGGGCAAACAUUUUAUUCGAGCAAUGUUUGGUAGAUUUCUUCCCCCUUGAAAUGUAAAAAAGUCAAACAAGCCUUUUGGUUAACAUUUAAGAUGAGUAUUAUUUUACUGUGGGAUCAAACUUGUACUGCACAUUCUUUCAUUUAAAUGUACAGAAUGAAUUUUGUAUUUAAAUGAAUUUUGUGUAUCCAGUAUGCACGUAAAUGCACAUUGACUUUCAUUUGAAAGUGGGUUUCAAUUUCCUUUUUAAACAGUGUUUAUGAAAAGAUUUCAGAUGUGUCACAACCUAUACCUGCAUUUUCCUUUGGUGUAGAGUGAUUGUUUGAAUGUGAUGUUCUGCAACAAUGGGUCAGCAUUCCCUAUUUACCUUUGACCCUCAUUUGAUAGUGCUUCUUGUAAUAAUUUUCUCCAAGUGAGUGGCAUGUUCUGGAUUGUGAUCUUGACAUGUGAUUAAGGACAUUGAUAUGAAACUAAGGAAUCCUUAGAAAUUACCAGUGGGCAUGUUUUAGAACAGUCAUUGUAAUUUUAAUGUCUCGUAGAAGUGUAAAGUACCAAGGUAUUUAGAAUUCAUAACAUUGUUAUCAUGUGUAUGAGAAGUGCUUGGUGUUGAUCAGCUCGUUUAUAUUCAUCAAAUAA
Molecule: messenger RNA, 6841 nt
Organism: Podarcis muralis (Common wall lizard)
Lineage: Eukaryota; Metazoa; Chordata; Lepidosauria; Squamata; Lacertidae
Source: RefSeq, a predicted model, not a curated record